Messenger RNA from Saccoglossus kowalevskii, 1854 nucleotides. RefSeq names its product steryl-sulfatase-like. Lineage: Eukaryota; Metazoa; Hemichordata; Enteropneusta; Harrimaniidae. The record is from RefSeq and is a predicted model, not a curated record. Gene Ontology annotation, molecular function: arylsulfatase activity.
AUGUGCGAUGAGGAGGAUGUGUGUGAUAAAGAUUGUGAGGUGGAUGAGAAUGAGGAGCAGGUAGGCGAAACUAACGACAAAGUACAUGGUGAGCAGAAGAUGAUAAUCAGUGGAUUACUUAUUCUGCUCCUCUUGGUGCUCACAUCAGCCGAUGACGUAACACAGAAACCCAAUUUCGUCAUUAUUAUGGUAGAUGACCUUGGUAUUGGUGACAUUGGUUGUUUUGGCAAUGACACUAUACGUACACCAAAUAUUGAUAGAUUGGCGGCAGAGGGCGUUAAGUUGACACAUAACAUGGUACCUACACCUACCUGUACACCAAGUCGUGCUGCGUUUCUGACAGGACGUUAUCCCAUACGCAUGGGAAUGGCAUCAAAGCUACGGAAUACUAUGUUUGCAUUUAACAGCGGCAUUGGUGGCAUGCCAUCCAGCGAAAUAACCUUUGCUGAAAUGGUGAAAUCCACUGGAUAUGCCACUGCUGCCCUUGGGAAAUGGCAUCUGGGAUUACACAGCUUUAGUUUUGGUCGUAACUUUGAAUUCCAUCCACUGAAUCAAGGGUUUGACUUUUUCUAUGGUAUAUCACUGACACAUUUAAAUGAAUGCGCAGACAUACCGAAUGGCCGGUUAAGCAUAUUAAAAAUGUGGAAUAAUUUCUAUACUAUUAUAACAACCAUGGGUAUUACAUUGUACACAAUGGUUGGUUUGUUGAGAUAUUUCAGAGUGAUUGGACCUACAUGUUUCAAAAUUUUACUUUUACUCACGACCAUUAUUGUCAUCCUGACGUACAAUUUCCCUCACUAUAACUACCGAUUUCUUUGCGUCCUACUCAAAAACUAUGAGACUGUUGAACAGCCUUUCAGAUUACAAAACAUGACUCUCCGCCUGACAAAACAUGCUACAUCAUUCAUUGAAGAAAAUAAGGAAGGUCCAUUUCUGUUGUACUUAUCAUUUUUGAAAGUACAUACUGCAAUGUUUACAUCCAAGAACUUUACUGGAGUAAGUAAACACGGACAGUAUGGAGACAAUGUAGAAGAAAUGGACUGGAGUGUUGGUAGAGUACUUGCAAAGUUAGAUCAACUCGAACUGACGAAAAAUACAUUCGUAUAUUUCAUGUCCGAUCACGGCGGUCAUAUUGAGGAAAUAUCCAUCGAACCAGGGCGAGAAGGUGAACGAGAAGGAGGAUGGAAUGGCAUAUAUAAAGGAGGUAAAUCUCAAGUGUGGGAGGGCGGUGUUCGUGUACCAGCCAUAGCACGAUAUCCACCAUUGAUACCAAAAGGGUCUGAGAUAUCUGUUCCAACUAGUAGUAUGGACGUAACACCGACAUUAGCAUCGUUGGCAGGAGUGAAAAUACCACGUGAUGUAACAAUAGAUGGAGUUGAUAUCACAAAACUGUUAGCGGGCAAAGACAAAGCGCCACCACAUGAGUUUCUUUUCAUUUAUUGUGGAGCAUGGAUACAUGGUGUUACAUAUCGUCCCAAAACAGGUAAUAUUACAUACAAAGUGGUUUAUACAUCACCAAAAUGGUUACCUGGCACGGAAGGUUGCAUCGACACAUUGCUAUGUCAUUGCUAUGGUGAAUAUGUAGACCAUCACGACCCACCACUGGUAUACGACCUGACACAUGAUCCAAGUGAACGUCGCCCUCUAGAUCCCAGGCAUAAUGAUGUGAAAGAAAUCACAUCAAAAGCACGUGAUGCAGUCGCGAUGCAUGAAGGGACAGUUGUACCUGUAACAGACCAGUUUAAAAUCUUCAGAAUAGCCCCUCUGUAUCCAUGGUUACAACCAUGUUGUAACUUUCCACUAUGUUCGUGUAUAGAAGAGGAUUACGAAAACUGGGAUGUAGUAGAUUUUUGA